GUCUUGGUUGGGUGCACAAAUCUUCUUUUAUGUGUGCUGCUUCUUACCCUGUUGCCUAGACGAUCACUGGCUUUCACUAAGGAUGUCUGGUUCUCGUAAAGAGUUUGACGUGAAGCAGAUUUUAAAAAUCAGAUGGAGGUGGUUUGGUCAUCAGGCGUCAGCCCCUAACUCCGCAGUUGAGAACCCCCAGGGAGAUUUCUGGAACGGAGGGCAAAAUGUACCAACCGGCGGCACAAAGUUUUUAGAUUCAGGCAACCUACCUUUAACCUCAGUUGGUUACAGGAGGGCCAGCCAACAGGAUUUCCAGAAUUCACCUCCUUGGCCAAUGGCAUCCACCUCGGAAAUCCCUACCCUGGAAUUCUCAGCAGAAGACUGCGGAGGUGCGCGUUGGCUUGGCAGACAAGAAACAGAUGAUAGAGCAAGCGAAGAAGAAAAUGAAUCGGACAGCAGUUCGUGCAGAACGUCCAACAGCAGUCAUACCUUAUCGUCUUGUCAAACUAUGGAGCCCUGUACCUCAGAUGAAUUUUUUCAGGCUCUCAACCACGCUGAACAAACUUUUAAAAAGAUGGAGAAUUAUCUUAGACACAAACAGCUGUGUGACGUUGUGUUAGUCGCUGGUGAUCGUAGAAUUCCAGCUCACAGAUUGGUUCUCUCCUCUGUUUCGGACUACUUUGCGGCAAUGUUCACUAAUGACGUACGGGAAGCAAGACAGGAAGAAAUCAAGAUGGAAGGUGUGGAGCCAAAUGCACUGUGGGCUCUGGUUCAAUAUGCAUAUACAGGUCGCCUUGAAUUAAAAGAAGAUAACAUUGAGUGCCUGUUGUCUACAGCUUGCCUUCUUCAGCUCUCUCAGGUUGUAGAAGCAUGUUGUAAAUUCCUAAUGAAGCAGCUUCACCCGUCCAAUUGCCUUGGAAUCCGAUCUUUCGCUGAUGCGCAGGGUUGCACUGACUUGCACAAGGUGGCUCACAAUUACACUAUGGAAAACUUCAUGGAAGUAAUUAGAAACCAGGAAUUUCUAUUACUGCCAGCCACUGAAAUUGCAAAGCUUUUAGCAAGUGAUGACAUGAAUAUUCCUAAUGAAGAAACUAUACUGAAUGCACUACUUACAUGGGUUCGACAUGAUUUGGAACAGAGGAGGAAGGAUCUCAGUAAACUCCUGGCUUACAUUAGACUGCCUCUGCUUGCUCCACAAUUUCUGGCAGAUAUGGAAAAUAAUGCACUCUUUAGGGAUGACAUUGAAUGUCAAAAACUCAUUAUGGAAGCAAUGAAGUACCAUCUGUUGCCAGAGAGACGACCUAUGUUGCAAAGUCCUCGCACCAAACCUAGGAAAUCUACCGUGGGCGUGUUGUUUGCAGUUGGAGGAAUGGAUGCAACAAAAGGGGCUACAAGCAUCGAAAAGUAUGAACUUCGCACCAACAUGUGGACUCCUGUUGCAAACAUGAAUGGACGAAGACUACAGUUUGGAGUAGCAGUCUUAGAUGACAAAUUGUAUGUUGUUGGUGGCAGAGAUGGACUCAAAACAUUGAAUACCGUGGAGUGCUACAACCCUAGGACAAAAACAUGGAGUGUAAUGCCACCUAUGUCCACUCAUCGACAUGGUCUUGGAGUAGCUGUACUGGAAGGUCCCAUGUAUGCUGUAGGAGGACAUGAUGGCUGGAGCUACCUGAAUACAGUAGAAAGAUGGGAUCCACAGGCUCGUCAGUGGAACUUUGUAGCUAGCAUGUCAACUCCAAGGAGCACUGUUGGUGUAGCAAUAUUGAAUGGAAAGCUUUAUGCAGUUGGUGGUCGAGAUGGAAGUUCUUGUCUUAAGUCGGUGGAAUGUUUUGAUCCGCAUACAAACAAAUGGACCCUCUGUGCUCAGAUGUCAAAAAGAAGAGGUGGUGUAGGUGUAACCACCUGGAAUGGGUUCUUAUAUGCAAUAGGUGGUCACGAUGCCCCAGCAUCAAAUUUAACAUCCAGGCUGUCAGACUGCGUGGAAAGGUAUGAUCCAAAAACAGAUAUGUGGACUGCUGUGGCCUCUAUGAGCAUCAGCAGAGAUGCAGUGGGAGUAUGUCUUCUGGGUGACAAGCUGUAUGCAGUUGGAGGAUAUGAUGGUCAAACGUACCUUAAUACAGUGGAGUCUUACGAUCCCCAGACAAAUGAAUGGACACAGGUUGCACCGUUAUGCUUAGGAAGAGCUGGAGCAUGUGUUGUGACUGUAAAACUGUAAAUUAUUUUCUAUAAGGCGAUAUUCUCCUCUGUAGACUCAGAUGAUUUCUUUUUUCCUCAAGCAAACGACCAGCGCGCCAAUAAACACAAGGUGCAGGAUACCUACCGUGGCAAAGUAUUUGGUCUCAAGCUAACAUGUACGUGUUGUUCUUACGGACCAAUAUUAAGCACUUUUUAAAAAAAAAAUCAUUUUUGUUACCCCUAUGUUACACAAAUUCUGUUUGUAAGAAAAUCAGCUGC
Messenger RNA from Eurypyga helias (sunbittern), 2445 nucleotides. RefSeq names its product kelch-like family member 5 (gene KLHL5). Gene Ontology annotation, molecular function: protein binding. Lineage: Eukaryota; Metazoa; Chordata; Aves; Eurypygiformes; Eurypygidae. The coding region runs from base 83 to 2206 and encodes 707 amino acids. The transcript has 11 exons. The record is from RefSeq and is a predicted model, not a curated record.